Molecule: messenger RNA, 3854 nt
Organism: Myotis davidii
Lineage: Eukaryota; Metazoa; Chordata; Mammalia; Chiroptera; Vespertilionidae
Gene: RIMBP2
Product: RIMS binding protein 2
Exons: 16
Biological process (GO): neuromuscular synaptic transmission
Molecular function (GO): protein binding
Source: RefSeq, a predicted model, not a curated record
GGGGGCUCGCGCAGCCAGCGGGGAGCGGGCGCGGCUGCGGACGGGCCCUGCGUGUCCCCGUCCCUCCAUCUCUGUCCGCCGUCUCCGUGUCCGUGGCCAGGUCAGGACGGCCCCUUCGGGAGCCGCGCUGUGAUCGGGGACUACAUCCAGCCCCUCCCGCUGCCCGGGGACUCGCCGGAGCCUCUGUCCACCAAGCCCCCCUUUCUGUCCAGAUCCGGAAGCUCAAGAUGCAGAUUUGAGUCCGAUAUGGACAAUGAACGGAACGCCAACCCCCCCAAGCAGAGGUACUCAGGGAAGGUGCACCUGUGUGUGGCCCGCUACAGCUACAACCCCUUCGACGGCCCCAAUGAGAACCCAGAGGCCGAGCUGCCGCUCACGGCGGGGAAAUACCUCUACGUCUACGGGGACAUGGACGAGGACGGCUUCUAUGAAGGCGAGCUCCUGGGCGGGCAGAGGGGGCUCGUGCCCUCCAACUUCGUGGACCUGGUGCAGGACAGCGAGGCCCGGCUGAGCGCGCUGGAGACCGAGCAGGGGCAGAACCUCCUCAACCAGACGGGCCUGGGCCUGGGCCUGGGCCUGGGCCUGGGCGGGGAGGACCCCCUGGACCUGCUCCCUCCCUCCCCCCCGCUCGUGCCUUACCCCCGCAAGAUCACCCUCAUCAAGCAGCUGGCCAAGAGCGUGAUCGUGGGCUGGGAGCCUCCGGCCGUGCCGCCCGGCUGGGGCCCGGUGGGCGGCUACACGGUGCUGGUGGACCAGCAGCCGCGCCUGAGCCUCCCGCUGGCCGGCAGGACCAAGGCGCUGAUCGAGAAGCUGAGCGUGGCCGCCUGCACCCACCGCGUGUCCGUGCAGUGCGUGACCAGCCGGGGCAGCUCGGACCACCUGCGCUGCACGCUGCUCGUGGGCAAGGAGGUGGUGGUCGCCCCGUCCCAGCUGCGGGUGGACAACGUCACGCCCACCUCCGCGCGGCUCUCCUGGCUGCCCACCAACAGCAACUACAGCCACGUGGUGUUCCUGGACGGGCAGGAGCAGGGCGUGGCGCGGGCCGCCCGGUACCAGUACCAGCUGCUCAACCUCAGGCCCGGCACCGCCUACAAGGCCCGCGUGCUGGCCCGCCCCCACCAGGUGCCCUGGCAGCUGCCCCUGGAGCAGAGGGAGAAGAAGGAGGCCUUUGUCGAGUUCUCCACGCUGCCCGACGGUCCCCCGGCUGCCCCCCAAGACGUCACCGUCCAGGCGGGGGCCACCCCAGCCAUCGCCCAGGGCUCCUGGAAGCCGCCCACCCUGAGCGCCACCGGGCUGUCCAACGGGGCCACCGUCACGGGCUACGGCGUGUACGCAAAGGGGCAGAGGGUGAGUCAUGGGGGGGGCACCCCAGGACCGUGGGUGCCUGCUCCAGGGAGGGGUGACGGCCGAGUGUCCUUCCUCCCUCAUCUGCUACCAGCAUUUAUUACACACCCGCCACCCCAGGGCCACCCCACGGCCACCCCACGGCCACCCCAAGGCUGCAGAUCCCCCGACGUCAGGAGGAGGGGCCCCUCCGUGGACGACUUCCUGAAGGGCUCCGAGCUGGGCAAGCCGACCUUGCACACGGGGGCUUUGCACACAGAGGCUUUGCACACGGGGGCCUUGCACACGGGGGCCUUGCACACGGGGGCCUUGCACACGGGGGCCUUGCACACGGGGGCCUUGCACACGGGGGCCUUGCACACGGGGGCCUUGCACACGGGGGCCUUGCACACGGGGGCCUUGCACACGGGGGCCUUGCACACGGGGGCCUUGCACACGGGGGCCUUGCACACGGGGGCCUUGCACACGGGGGCCUUGCACACGGGGGCCUUGCACACGGGGGCCUUGCACACGGGGGCCUUGCACACGGGGGCCUUGCACACGGGGGCCUUGCACACGGGGGCCUUGCACACGGGGGCCUUGCACACGGGGGCCUUGCACACGGGGGCCUUGCACACGGGGGCCUUGCACACGGGGGCCUUGCACACGGGGGCCUUGCACACGGGGGCCUUGCACACGGGGGCCUCCGCCACGUCGGAGCUGCUGGUGGCACCGGGAGAGCCGUUUCCCAGCCCCAGCAUCCUGCUGCCCGAGCCCACGGAGUGCUCUAGGCAUAGGACCUCGGAUGGGGCGUUCCCGGAGCCGCCCGAGGGCCCCCCGCAGGCCCCACACAGUGCGAGGCUGUUCAGUAUCCCCGAAGUAGCGGAGGAGGACGCGGACCCCUAUUUUAGGAAACCCGGCGUCUGCUGGACGGGGACAGGGGGGUUUCGCACCGGCCCCGGCCAGCGGCCCCAGCCAUCGUGUAACUCUGAGCCAGCCAAUCACAAGGCCUCGCUUCUUCCCGCGGGGCCCCAGGUCUACGGCGAUAAGGACGCCGACGGCUUCUACCGCGGGGAGACCUGCGCCCGGUCUGGCCUCAUCCCCUGCAACAUGGUGUCCGAGAUCCAGGCGGAGGACGAGGAGAUGAUGGAGCAGCUCCUGCGACAGGGCUUCCUGGCCCGCCGCCCGGUCCCUGUCCUUCCGCAGCAGAGGAGCAGGCGAGGUGGCCGGCAGCAGGCGGUGUCCACGCGCAGGAUGGUAGCCUUGUACGACUACGACCCCAGAGAGAGCUCGCCCAACAUCGAUGUCGAGGCCGAGCUCACCUUCUGCACCGGGGACAUCAUCUCCGUCCUCCGGGACAUCGACGAGGACGGGUUCUACUACGGGGAGCUCAAUGGGCAGAAAGGCCUGGUGCCGUCCAACUUCCUGGAAGAAGUGCCUGACGACGUGGAGGUCUACCUCUCAGACGCCCCGUCCCACCGCCCACAGGACACGCCCGCGCGCUCCAAGGCAAACGGGUGCCUCCUGAGGGGGCAGGCCCGGCCAGGAGAGCGCCAUCCCCCACAGCCCGUCUCCACGCGGGGUCUCCUGCGCCGUCUGUGGGUACAGGUGGUCCCGGGAGAGGCAGGGGCGUGUCCUCGAGGAAGAAAAAGGGGCUGCUUUUCAAAGGCAAGAGGCUGCUGCAGAAGCUGGGCGCCGUCAAGUGACCCGGGACCACCUCCGACACGGUUUCAUUCCCAGCCGGGGCUCCCGUGGCCUGCGCUCGCCCUAACCCCCCACACACAGCAGGGACCGCUCUGCCCCCCACGUCCCCCCCGAGCACCUGGGGGGACAGCGCCGGCCUCCUGGGCCUCAGGCUCCGUCGCGGCCCCUGGUCUGACGGGAGGCCCCGCUGCCCGCCCUCCGGACGGUCUCUGUGCACUUGUCCCCGCCCCCCACGCUCACCCCCCCUUCACUCUGGUCCGAGCCCCGAGCGCCUCCAUGUUCUGCCUUACUCUGCACAAUGGUUUGUACCGUCCAAUAAACUCGCUGUGCUCCUGUGUGUGUGCCUCGUGCUCUCCCCACACGGGCAGGCUUGCAGCCACGCCCAGGCCACACCACACCACACGUGUUCUCACGCACACCUCAGCAGGCCCGGCACCCUCAGUGUCACUCGGUGGGUCUGUCCCUCUCGUGCCAGACAGACAGCAGCACACACGCGGCCACGGCCACGCACAGGCCACGGCGCGCACAGGCCACGGCCCAGCCCCACGUCAGUGCUCCACGUGACCCACACAGGCCUCCCUUGGCAUUGAGCACAGACUGGCCCGUUGCCGGCGGUGCCUCCGCUGGCUGCUCUUUUGUACCCCCGUCCACUUCUGUUUUUACUCUUUAUACAUGCGUGCAGACCGCCUUUCUUUUGUAACCUGUGGGAGGGUGUGAGCAUGUUCUGUGGUCACGGCCUGCGCGUGCGAGCAGUCGGGAGCGGCGUGUGGGUGUGCGUGUGCGGUCAGUGUCGGGUCUUUUCUAGAAUAAACUGUCAUUUUCCACGA